GUGACCGUCUCUUCGGGUGAAAGCUGUCUUCCCUGCGCCACUGGCCCGACAAAAACGUUGCUGUAGCAGAGCCAGUCCGCACCGACCAGAGGCAGAGCAGACACACGGGAGAAAGCACGUACGCACACGGGGAAUCUUUUUUUGUUCGACCGAGUGACUUUGAUUUGCAUAUCCACUUCCACUCCUUCCUCAUUUGCAUACAGCAAGAAUGGCGAGCGGGCAUCCCACAGACAAAUUCAGUUUCAUGUAUCAACCAGACACGCACAAGAGUAAGAACAGGUUAUCUUCAGCUAUGAAUCCAGUCUACAGCCCCGUUCAGCCUGGCACCCCAUAUGGAAACCCUAAGAACAUGGCCUUUACAGGCUAUCCAGGAGGGUAUCCUGCCACGGCUCCCACCUAUACACCCAACCUUUAUCAAACAGGCAGUCCUGGGUAUCCACCAGGAUAUACUUCAGCAGGCACCCCAUACAAAGUUCCCCCCACUCAGUCAAAUGGAGCCCCUCCCUACACCCCGACCCCCACCCCAUACCCAACAGCUAUGUACCCCAUCCGCAGUGCCUACCCUCAGCAGAACCUAUACACACAGGGAGCGUACUAUACCCAGCCAGUGUAUGCGGCUCAGCCACAUGUGAUCCAUCACACCACCGUGGUGCAGCCUAACAGCAUCCCCUCCACAGCCCUCUAUCCUGCUCCCGUCCCUGUACCUGCUCCUCGCAACAAUGGCAUGGCUGCCAUGGGGAUGGUAGCUGGGACAACCAUGGCCAUGAGCGCAGGGACCCUGCUGACAACGCCCCAGCACGCCCAGAUUGGAGGACACCCAGUUACUGUGCCAACCUACAGGCCCCAAGGGACACCUGGGUACAGCUACGUACCGCCUCACUGGUAGAGCCCACCCAUCAUAUCUGGAGUCCACCAUCAUAUGCAACUGCUCAAAUCUUACACGGGCUCCCACUGGUAACCACGGGAACUCGGCACCUGUCUGCAAGAACAAAACUAAAGUGCAACAGCCACUUUACUAUUAUUGUUAUUAUGCGACAUUCUCUUACAUUUUUCCAAAAGCUGCUUUUAUUUUUUUUAUUUUAUUUUUGUUCAUUUGCCAACCAGUCAUUACCUUAUUUUAUAUGGUUGUUUUAUUUCCUCACUUUCUUUUCUGUCAUUGGAACUCCAGAAGGACUCUUGACCAAUCACGGGUGUCAGUUGCUCCUGUUUCUAUGUUGUGCUGGUGUGUGUGGUCCUUCCUGCUGCUGCUCAGUUGGCUGGAAAAUAUUGGGCACUUACUCCUCAUUAUCAUCUACCAUCAGUCACUACGUAGACUCAUUGACUUAUGCUGCCAAAUUUUCUAACAACUAGAUAUCAGCACAGGGUUUUUAACAUAAUUAGGAGUUUUUCUUUUUCGGGUUAUUUAAUUUUUUAAGACUCUUUCUUUUUACCACACUCAACUGAAUUACUUAACUUUUUUUUCUGUAGACUUUUUUUCCUGCCUUUUGUUCUUCCUUCCUCUUCAUCCUUUUUUUAUCCGCUUUGUUUCACUUUCAGUUUAAUCUCAGUCGUCUUCCAGCACAUAGCUGUCUGUCCGGCAGUAGUCGGUCCAGUCGUUUCGUCUCCGUGUGAGUGCUAUGUCGCUAUGAGCAGAGCACUUACUGACCAUUAACCAUCCUGCUGCGUGUCCCACUGUGUCCACAUUAGCAUAGUACCUAGUACACACUAAGAAAACAUACUUCAUGCUACAUACUACGCAGGCUAGUAUGUUGUGAUACUAUCGAAAUCUUAACCCUAGCGUAGGUCAAUACAUUUAGAAAAUGUAAGGAUAUUUAUAAUAACCAUGUCAACAGCAUGGAUGGUCGUGCUCUCUCUCUCUCUCUCUCUCUCUCUCUCUCUCUCUCUCUCUCUCUCUCUCUCUCUCUCUCUCUCUCUCACACACGCAAACACACACGAGCAUGCACACACACACAGGGGCUCCUGUGGUGUGUUGGAAAACACAUGAUCACUUAGUGGCACUUACUGUACGAUACCUCCAGUUAUGUUGUUACUGAUCAACACACACACAAGCAAACACACACACACACCACAUGGAUUUCUAGGGGUGUGCAGGGCAGGCAGCAGAGAAGGAGUUUAAAGGGAUUGCAUUGGAGAGGAGAGCAGGACGAGACGGGGAGAGCAGACGACAGGGAAGGAGAAGAUGAUCACAUAUUCACGGUCGGUCAUUUCAUUUCAAGGUACAAGACAUUUGAGUUUGUGACCGCUCACCUGCAAGAGACUGCACAAGCACACUGCUAUUUUUGCACUAUAUGUGUUGUACAUUGACUUCUUGCUGCGAUUAUGUCGUCUCCUCCUCCUAUCUUCUUCCAGGCAAGGACUUAAAACCAAACACUCAACAGACAGAAACCCAGACUCUUGAGUAAAUAGUUAAUAAUGGACCAGUCAAAUAGCUGUGCUGAUAAAUGGAUAGGUGCAUUCAUUCAGUCCAUUCCACAGUGCUGUGAGUGCUGAAAAGACCAAACCAAUGACAUGGAUGGUUGUGCACCACAUUUAAAAAGAAAUUGUGUCCAGUCAGAAGGCUGUAAUGUGGUCCAUGAUAUAGGGAUGAUUUGUUAUUCUCAAAAUUUGAGUCAAAAUUUAACUUUGUGGGUAUUCCCAUGUGAAUUGCAGGAGCAAAAUGAGAAUACUGUCAUCCAAAAAGUGCUGGUUUUAGUGUUCAUGGCUACAACACUUUAAGAAUAUCAAGACAUAUUAGCAAGCAUGCAGAGCCGUGAUGAUGCAGUGUCACUUAGUUUUAAACCAGUCCAGUCCAGUUGGGCGUCAGGAGCAGUCCAACUUGACCUCCAGGAGCUAAUAGGAGGCUUUUUAGACUUUAAGUAGUUUUUAUGAAAAAGAAUCAUCCAUUUGUUCACUGUGCUUUUUUUUUCUGCAAGAGUCGGAGAUUUACACAUAUCUGCUUUUACCGACCGCAUUUAAACAUUAUCCUCAAUUUUUAAAAAUCCAGCAUUAACCUUGAUUUUAUUAAAAUUAUCAUUAAAUGAGGAUAAUAUUUGAGCCAAUGAGACAUGGACCAUAUAGUCAUUUUCUGUUGCCUUUUUUAUGCUUAUACAUGUAAAGGCAUUUAUGUACAUGCAAAGGAAUUUACAUCCACAGUAGGAUGACCCAUCUUAAUCAAACACUACGAACACACAGAGUAGUGGUGGUGGGGUUUAAUAUUUAGGUGAGGCCUGUGGUAUUUUUCAGGAUUUACAAAAAAAAAAGACUCGAAUCACAACUUCAUGAUCUGUAGAGUAUAGAUUGGUAUAACAAAAAGCAUUUACUGCGCAGGUAUGUAGAUGAAGUGGUUUGAUAUUGCAAUAAAAUAAGAGGGAAUGCCUCCAACUGUUAACACAGUAAUUAUUUUAUCAGCGUUUUGAAUUGAUUUUUAAAAAAAUGCUUAUUGUUGUAAUCUCUAAAUAUGGAUUACAGGCUCUGUAUGCAGCCUCCAUUCAAUAAUUAUUACACUUACCGCUAAGAAGAGUAGAACAUAUCAAGAAUUUGGGUAUUGAAUAAGUUUGUGAGGAAAUAUUGCACAACAUAAGACAAAAAAAAUAACUUGAUGACUAUAAUUUAAUGUUAAGUAACAGGUACCUAGGCUUUGUAGUGCAGGAGGGAGGAAGAAGCAAUUUAUAUUGUAAUUACAAAUAAAACAAUAAGGUCGAGUGUUUGAGGUAUUCUUAGUCCAGAUGUUUGUACACUAGAAAAUAUUACACAAUGCCGCUGUCGGAUGAAAACCGUCGAUCUUUGAGCCUUAUUUUUAAAACGACCCUUGUAUUUUGGAAGAUAUCAAGUGGAUGUUAUCGGCGUGAGGGUCAUAAAAUGUUCCCACUGUGUAAAGAUCUUGUACAUUUUGAUUCAAGCCAGUAAAACUGAAAAGAUACAGAAACUGGGCUUUUCUUGCGACAGCAGUAAUGUUACUUGUCAUUAGGAUUUAUUUAACCAACCACUACUUCUGUCAGUAUUUCUCAAUUAAAUCUUAUGUUUUUGGUUUUUUUUUUUCUUCUUUCCCUCUGGUGAAUUGAGCAUAAUGGGUAUGCAUAAUAUUCAGGUGUAUUUCACUAUAGCAUUGGAUCUCUAAGUUUAAAAAAAAAAUGCAGUAUAUUUAUACAGCAAGUGGUACAGUAAUGUAUUUCUAGCUAAGCAUGGUUGCAUCAGUGUGGCAGCUACUGUUUGUGCUUUUAAUAUAUAUUUUUUUUUUUUACCUCUUCUUCUGCAUCUCUGUCCUCAACAUAUCUGUCACUGAGGGGGACAAAGUUAAGGCAAGGUCUAGUAAAUAAACGUAGGACUUUUGGAAAUUCUCGCCAACAAAUUCCCACGUUUUUAUAAUUGUUUCCUGAAUUUACAGACCUUGAGGAUGCAGAGGAUUCAUGACUGAACUGAAAUGGAUAGCAUUUUUUGGUUGACUGAAAAAGGUUACCAUGAUGCUUUUGGAAGCCAUCUUUGCCGUCCAUUUCUGUUCUGUGGGUGCAAAGAUGUAUUGAGCGAUGUCUUGAAAACCCUCAGCCUCCACGCCCUUUGUUCUGUGCCAUAUUUCACCAACAGUUGUUUAGUAAAUAUUAGUUUCUUCUCCUAACUGGUGAAUUCUAAGUCCUUGUUAUGUCUAACUUCCUGUGAAUCUGUGUUUUCCCAUUGCUGUCCUAUUUCCCACAUUGUUGUUAUUGCAUAUUGCCUGUCUCCCCUUUAUCUUUCUUACUGUAUCCUCCUGUGUUUAUCCUAUUUUCAUUUUUUGCCACAACUCCCUUCAGAGGCCAUUUUACAUCCCUCUAACCAUUCAAACAUUUUGUUUUUAUCACGUUCAGGGAUGCAAAAUGAUGUCCGAUCAUAUGUUCUGCUCCUUCCCAUGUCCACUUUGACCUUUUCUUUGAACCCUCUGCUCUGUCUCAUGUUUUAUGGCCUUUAUGUGCUUUCAGUCUGACCUUUGCAACCCUCACCACCCUGUCUCAGUAGCAGUCAUAUUGAACUAUAUGAUAGUCAUUACAUUGGUGUCACUAAUGGUGAUAAUCUAUUGUAUUUUUUGGCAUGUGUGAAAUCUCCACUGAGCCUUUUUAAAACACUAGAUGUCGCCAGCGACAAAGUCUGGAUAGCAUCACCAUGGUUCAAGGCUUUGAGCCAAAAUGAUAAAUAAUUUUAUUGGUGUCAUUUACAUUUAAGAAUCACAACUGGAUGUCACAUUUUGAGCACAGAGAAAUUUUUGGGGAGUGGUCUUUCCAAAUGAUGUCUUUUUUUUCUUUCUUUUUUUUUAAGGAUAUUUUCAGAAAUGCCAUUUGAGACAACACAAAAAAUAGACACCAAAUAAGGUUGAAGUUUUUCUUUCUGGGCUGAGGACCAAUGCUCUUGAAAACUGUAAUUCUGUUUUAAUGUGGAGGCUCAGUAGAGAGGCAGACCCACAGAGCAUUUGGGAUAGUUGAAGGUAAACGACUCCCACAGAGCAGGCUCGUUUUUCAGGGUGGUGAAAAUGCUUCCCCAUUAAAGUCCAUUCCUUGCCUCUCAUUUAUUUCAGUUUGCACUUAAAUGAAAAUGGACAGUUGAACACUUUGAUGUGUUUAGGGAGGCAAAGUUGUCUUAAUCAUGGGUCUUUUUUUAUCAUCUUUUUAUUUUCCUCUAUCAUUGAUCAUUCUGUCUGCAGUGACAUUUCCGAACAUUGAAAAGUGGAAACUUUGAGGAUUACUCAGUUCUUUUUUUGUUUUGUUUUUUUCCAUUACAUUUUUGUCUUGCACCUCUUCACUUUGACAGUGAAAAUGCGAUCAGAACAAUUCAACACCUCUCCUCUCCUGCGAUCUAGCCUCUCUUCUUUUUUUUCUUUCUUUUUCUUUCUUUUUUUUUUUGCCUUGCAGUUGCUAAGUCUUAGUUUUUUUCAUGGGUAUAAAUUAAAACACUACUAUCACAGUGAAUAGUAGGCUCUUAAAUGUCUUUGAUGUUCUGCUGCAGCUUUUUAAUUUCAAUUUGUCAGAGAUUUCUCUUAGUUUAAUUUGACACUAAAUGUGAUGCAAAAAGUGGAAAUUCCUUGUCUUCCAAAAAAAGCAUACUUGUAUCCCCCCUGGAUCGAGUAUUAGGAACAACCCCUUCUUUGGAAGUUUUAGUUUGGUACCCAGUUUGCACAUGCUAUGGUAUAUCUGUUACCGUAAGGUUGUGUUUGAAACAGAAGCCCAACGUCUGUUCAGCGUUGAGAGAAGUGAAUUGUAUGUUAGCUAUUUGGUCCAGAGUGAAGGGCCAGCGUCAGGCUUGUGAUAUGAAGUGUAAAUCUGUUUUUAAUUUUUGUUUUUUUACGUUUUUUUGUUGUUGAGGGUUUUUUUUUUUUAAAGAUCAGUUAGUGAUCUUAGUACUAUAACUAAGCCAAGUUUGUAAUUGUAUAUUUACUGUAAAAUGUAGAACAUUGAAUAACUAUUAAAAUUUUCCUAUAAAAGGAA
Molecule: messenger RNA, 6425 nt
Organism: Siniperca chuatsi (mandarin fish)
Lineage: Eukaryota; Metazoa; Chordata; Actinopteri; Centrarchiformes; Sinipercidae
Gene: fam168a
Product: family with sequence similarity 168 member A
Biological process (GO): positive regulation of base-excision repair
Source: RefSeq, a predicted model, not a curated record